AGACAAGGCGGGUCGAGUACAGCAGGACACAUAAAAGGGUCGCACAUGAGGAGGGGAAGUUGAACAAGACAGGCGUGACAGAGCCAUCACUCCGUGCAUCAGCAGGGUCGCGAGCUUACAUAAGUAAGCAGUCUAGAGCCAAAACCAAUAUCUUGCCCAGCUCCUCAGCAUCUUUGCUCACCGCCGCCACGGACAACGACGAAGGACGACGCAGAGGAACACGCACGGAGAACGACUCAGACGGACAGUCGAAUGCAGGAAUCCGCAUCCACCACCACCGAGUCGGCGUCCUCACCGCGUAUUCAACCACCCACAUCACCCUCGUCCUCGAGCUCGGGCUGGAAGAGAUUCACUAGACUCGCAUCCGCCUCUACCUCCAACCUCGGUGGCAAAAAACACGACAAGACCCCACGUCUUGAACCCGCGUCGCUCUUUCCUUCCGCCAACGGCCAGACGAACGGCUUGUCCGCUCCGUCCAAUCGCAGCGAAAGCUUCAGCAGCGCCGGCACAUCUUCCCCAGUCGUUACCUCCACUCCCGAAAUGGCCACGUCGCCCACCACACCGUCCAGGUCCCGGACGAAGUCCUCCCACCAUUUAUCCGCCUCCUCCAAGCAAAAGGUGCCCCAGACUGCAUCACCGUACACGACGCGUACUCCAACCGCUGGAGGCCCGCUGUCCACGACGAAGAGCAUGACACGCUUCAUACGACGCGUUGCCUCCGCGCCAAACGCGAAGGGCCUCUUCAAGUCGGCCUCCAGCUCACAGCUGUCGGGAAGUACGACCAAGAACGGCUUGCUCUCGCCCGGUCUUCACGACGGAUUCACAAGUCCGAAGGACUCGAGCAAGGGCAAGCGGAGCGGCGGGAAGCUCAGUACUGGCGACUCGCUGGAGACCAUAUCUAGCUCAGGGAGCUCGCACUACGGGAAGAACGGCAAGACCGUUGACUCGAACGGUAACCUCUCGCCGCAGACUGGCGAGAACGGCAAGGCCUUCAGGCGAACCUAUUCGAGCAACUCGAUCAAGGUUCGCCAGGUCGAAGUCGGCCCUUCAAGCUUCGUGAAGCUGAAGAUGCUGGGGAAGGGCGACGUGGGGAAGGUAUACCUUGUACGGGAGAAGAAGUCGUCGAAGCUGUUCGCGAUGAAGGUUCUCUCAAAGAAGGAGAUGAUCGAGCGCAAGAAGAUCAAGCGUGCUCUCACCGAGCAGGAGAUCCUUGCUACCGCGAACCAUCCCUUCAUCGUCACCCUGCAUCACAGCUUCCAGUCAGAAGGCUACCUGUACUUCUGCAUGGAAUACUGCAUGGGCGGCGAGUUUUUCCGCGCACUACAGACACGACCAGGGAAGUGCCUACCGGAGGACGGGUCCCGUUUCUAUGCUGCAGAGGUCGUCGCGGCGUUGGAAUAUCUCCAUCUCAACGGCUUUAUCUAUCGAGAUCUGAAGCCUGAAAAUAUCUUGUUGCACCAGAGCGGUCACAUCAUGCUUUCGGACUUCGAUCUCGCUAAGCAGUCCAAGGAGCCUCCCUCAUUACCGGGCAUGAUUCACGAACCGAACGGGAUACCAUUAGUAGACACAAUGUCCUGCACCGCCAACUUCCGCACCAAUUCAUUCGUCGGGACCGAAGAGUACAUUGCUCCGGAGGUCAUCGCAGCCCAAGGACAUACCGCGGCUGUCGAUUGGUGGACUUUAGGCAUCUUGAUUUACGAGAUGAUCUAUGCCACGACUCCGUUCAAGGGCUCCGAGCGCGACGUGACAUUCGACAACAUCCGCAUGAUACCUGUGCACUUCCGCGAACAACCCAAAGUCAGCUCGUCUGGCAAGGACGUCAUUACGCGCUUGCUGGACAAGAACGAGAAGACACGGCUCGGCUCUCGCUCUGGUGCGAGUGAGGUCAAGCAGCACAAGUGGUUCUCCAAGAUCAACUGGGGCCUCUUGCGACAUACCCGCCCGCCCAUCGUGCCGACCAGCAGCAACGGCGUCGACGCUGUCAACUUCCGGACGAUGAAGGAGUCGACGUCUCUCCACCUCGAAGACGAGCAUGUCAAGGGCAGCGCACAAAUAGUGGGCGUUGCUGGCGCUGGUUACGUCGGCACCCCUGGGCUCGGACCAGCUGACGACGGUCUCGAUAAGGAGAAGGACCUCUUCGGCGCGUUCAAUAGCGUCACCCUGCACCACGAUGGCGAAUAGCCGGGUAUGGCUGCCACCCCUCGCUCCAUCCCUGUAUCUAUCUUCUCUCGUGGGACACUCGGAGGUCACUCGUUGGUUGUUUCGGUUACUCACUCGACGUCGCUCUUUCAUCUUUUAUUCUCUCUGCUCCUCGCUUUCACACCAUAUAUACUCUGCUUGCCCUGCACAUUGUCAUCUUCAUCUCUUGCCACCGUCCUUCACAUCAAGCACGUUACCCUAGUUAGAUUGUGCGCGAACUGUAACCUAUAGUCCUUAGCAUACCUAUUAUACUGAUGGCGGUUAUUCAGCGCUUUCCGCCACCCAACUGCGCACGCGAGGGUGAUAGCAGAGAUAUGGAUAGCGCUGCGAC
Schizophyllum commune H4-8 is the source of this 2530-nucleotide messenger RNA. Its product is annotated as Pkinase-domain-containing protein. Gene Ontology annotation, biological process: protein phosphorylation. Lineage: Eukaryota; Fungi; Basidiomycota; Agaricomycetes; Agaricales; Schizophyllaceae. Gene Ontology annotation, cellular component: cytoplasm; plasma membrane; nucleus. The record is from RefSeq and is a predicted model, not a curated record. The transcript is spliced from 6 exons. Gene Ontology annotation, molecular function: protein serine/threonine kinase activity; ATP binding. The coding region runs from base 253 to 2181 and encodes 642 amino acids.